Molecule: messenger RNA, 1130 nt
Organism: Salmo salar (Atlantic salmon)
Lineage: Eukaryota; Metazoa; Chordata; Actinopteri; Salmoniformes; Salmonidae
Gene: gins3
Product: GINS complex subunit 3
Biological process (GO): mitotic DNA replication initiation
Cellular component (GO): GINS complex
Source: RefSeq, a predicted model, not a curated record
AUUUCGAAGUUUCGCGCCAAACCAGGGAAGCAAAGUGUAAACAGUCCCACACAGCAGAAGUUAGCUAGCUCGCUAAAAACUUGGCGGAUAUCUACUUUUGAACUACUGUGAGUUUUUAAUGGAAACACAUUCGUACUUUCCCGUGCCUCCCGGAGUGGGGAUGGAAGAGAAUUUCUUAUCUCUUGAUGACAUUUUGCUUUCUCACGAGAGGCUACCUAGUCGGACAGAAUGCACAUUUCCCCGACUUGGAUUCCUGGAGAAGUCGAGUGACUCACGAGACAUUCAAGAGGGUACGAAGAUGGAGAUGCCCCUGUUCCUGGCAAAGGGUUUGUAUGAGAGGAAGAGGCGUGUUGUCUCAGUGGAGCUGCCUAAGGUCUACAAAGAGGGCUGGAGGACUGUGUUCAACGCAGACCCCACUGUAGUAGACCUGCACAAGAUGGGACCCUAUUACUAUGGCCUCGGCUCCCAGUUGCUGCACUUUGACAGCCCUGAGAAUCCGGAGAUUGCCCAAGCAGUACUUCAGACAUUCAUUGGUCGUUUCCGCCGGACCAUGGAUUCCUCACAGAAUGCCUACAACGAAGACACGUCAGCCCUGGUGGAGCGCUUGGAUUACCUGGAGAGGGCACUGUUCAGGGCAGGGCAGAGCGGCCUCAACAGCUUCCAGAACUGGGAGAGGGGCCGCGCAUCAACCAUCACUGCCUCUAGCCUGGUGCUCAACUACCGCAAGAGGAAGAUCACUGAUCUGCAGCCCUGAGGGGCAUCUCCAAAAAUGCAUCCCAAAUGGCACCAUAUUCCCUAUAUAGUGCACUACUUGGGCCCUGGUCAAAAGUAGUGCACUGUAAAGGGAAUAUGGUGCCAUUUGGAACUCAAAGCAACAUGCCAGAAUAGAAAUGACUGAGUUGGAAGGAGAGUAGUGGAGGUGUGUGUGUCAUAAAAGAUUAACUGAUUCCCACAUGAAACUUAGUUUUGUUUUUAUGUUAUGGUGUAAUCAUUGUGUAAUCAUUGUGUGUUCUAUUUUGAGAUGUUUAUACACCAAUGUUUUUCAGACUUUGUAAAUAUUUUUUUAAUUAUCUGCUUUAUGUAAUGUGGGUUUGAAUUUUAAUAAAAUGAAUGCUACCUUAGUCUUUAAA